GUUUCUAACAUAUUUUCUGUUUGCAAUGUGUUGUAUUUAUGAUGGAAAUUGUUCCUGUGUUUUAGGGCGAAAGUUAACUACUUGUUAUUGACGUUGGAAACGUCUAUAACCAGCAUUCCUAUUAUGACCAGUGGUGACGUAAUCGAUACCUACCAAGGUGUUUCAUCAUGGCCAGUGGCAGGAUGAUGCAUAUAGUGACGAUGAUGAUGAGGAUGGGCAUCUUUCUCAUGUGUGCUGUUGCCGGACUCACUUGGAGCUGGAGGUCUGACCCAAGAAAGCUUGAAUGACCAGAGGUAAUUCUGAUUUGACGAUGAACAGGUAGCUUGACAUGGCUGCGCAGGUUGAAAACAGAGGAUUAUAUCUCUACUGCUCUCAAAGUGAAGUGAAACUUCAUUUUACCUCCAAUGUUGUGCAGGGUGAUGGUCACAGCAGCCAGGAUCUUCCCUGGAUGACCAAAAGCUCUCAUUCCCAGCUGUUCAUACGCUCGAAUGCCUAGCGAAAGCAACAGGAGUUUGAUUCUUGCUAAUAUAUAUAUAUAGAUGUGUGUGUGUGUGUGUGUGUGUGCGUUUGUUUUGUUCAUCUAACUCACCCACGACUCCUGCACUGCUCAGCAGCAGGUGGACAGAAUAACAGGACAGACAAGCGAUGAUGGUAAGGAGGAUCCUGGAGGAAAAAGUGACAGCAACACUGUGGAGAAGUAGCGCGAUCGCUCAUCGCUCAAAUUCUCAUACUGAUCAUCAGUCAUGCAGCUGACACCUCAUCUAAUGAUGGCUGUGGGAACCGCAGUGAUUGGCUCUCUACAAUUUGGCUACAACACUGGGGUCAUCAACGCCCCCCAGGCAAUCAUUGAGCAAUUCUACAAUGAGACCUGGAACGGCAGGUUUUCGGAGCCAAUCUCUCCGAGUGCACUCACCGCUCUAUGGUCCCUUUCUGUUGCCAUCUUCUCCGUGGGAGGCAUGUUUGGCUCCUUCUCAGUUGGCCUCUUCGUCAACCGCUUCGGCAGGAAAAAUUCCAUGCUGGGGGCGAAUGUGCUGGCCUUCAUAGCUGCUUUGUUCAUGGGCCUCUCCCAGCUGGCCACAUCAUGGGAGAUGCUCAUCAUCGGGCGCUUCAUCAUCGGUUUUUACUCUGGCCUGUCCACUGGCUUUGUCCCCAUGUACGUGGAGGAAAUCUCGCCCACAUCUCUGCGAGGAGCUCUCGGAACACUUCACCAGCUUGGUGUAGUGGUCGGCAUCCUGCUGGCACAGAUCUUUGGGAUUGAAUCCUUCUUGGGGAACAGUUCCCUGUGGCCUCUCCUGCUCAGUUUCACUUUGUUCCCGGCGAUAGUGCAGUGUGUCCUGCUGCCCUUCUGCCCUGAGAGCCCUCGAUAUCUUCUCAUCAACUGCAACGAGGAGAGCCUGGCCCAUGGUGUGUUAGUGAAGCUCCGAGGCUCUGAUGAUGUGAGCGAGGACAUGCAGGAGAUGAAGGAGGAGAGUCAGCAGAUGAUGAGGGAAACUAAAGUGACCAUCCCAGAGCUGUUUCGCUCACCAGUCUACCGCCAGCCCAUCUUUGUUGCCAUCAUGCUGCAGCUCUCGCAGCAGCUGUCUGGUAUCAAUGCCGUCUUCUACUAUUCCACCGGCAUCUUCGAAAGAGCAGGCGUGGCUCAGCCGGUUUACGCAACCAUUGGAGCUGGAGUUGUCAACACGGUUUUUACCGUUGUGUCUCUGUUUAUCGUGGAGCGAACAGGACGACGGCCCCUCCAUCUCAUCGGCCUGAUGGGCAUGGCAGUUUCUGCAGUGCUGCUCACAAUAGCGAUGGCACUAUCAGAGCAGCUGGUCUGGAUGUCCUACAUAAGCAUCCUGGCUGUCUUCAGUUUUGUUGCCUUCUUUGAGAUCGGUCCUGGUCCUAUUCCUUGGUUCAUUGUGGCCGAGCUCUUCAGCCAGGGACCGAGACCGGCCGCCAUUGCUGUAGCAGGUUUCUGCAACUGGUCUGCAAACUUCUUGGUGGCCAUGUGUUUUCAGUAUGUGGAGCAACUGUGUGGCCCUUACGUCUUCAUUAUCUUCACCGUGCUGCUGCUGGGAUUCUUCGCCUUUACCUACUUCAAGGUGCCGGAGACGAAGGGUCGCACUUUCGAUGAGAUCGCCGAAGGUUUCCGUCAGGCGGCAGCUCAGGGUGGAGAUAAAUACUCAGCCCCGGAGGAGUUCAACACUCUUAGAGGGGACGAUCCUGACCUCUAAGCUGUACCAUCAGUGUGGAUCUUUUUGGUGGGUGCAAUGCUGUGUUUCUCAGGUGCUUUUUUUCUGAACAUUUGGUACUACUUUGUUCAGAUUCUCAGAUCCUGGAUGCACAUUAAAAAUGUCUGAUAUUCUAAAAAAAGAAGAGACCCAGAUCACUAUAUAAAAGCACUGAAUACUAGUGGGUGCCAUUCCAUGUGUGAUCAACUGGGGGGCCGUUUGCUGGGUAAACCUCUUGGUUUUGGAUUUUACAGAUACCAAAUGAGUUGGACAAGAAAUUGAAUUCAUUAUACAGAUUUAGGGAUCAGCUUUUGAUCAACUUGCUUACCAAAACACGACAGUGAUUCUUGCACUAAGUAAUUUUACCUGCUCACAGAACUUGAAAGAAAAUGGCACAGUCUUUAGGCUCAUAUUGUUUAGAAAGUUGAGUCAAACUCUAAAGGAUGAUUGCAGAUGUUUUGAGAAGUGUGUGGCUAUUUCAUAGAUCUGAGAAGGACCUAUUUUAUUUUAUUUCCCUUUGUUUGUGAACAUUUCCUGUGUAUAGUUGACCACGGAUAGAACGGAUACUUGUUUAUCACAUGGUAAGUAUUAAAACUACUGAGGGUCAAUAACAGCAGGGAUUCAGAUCCAAGUUUUCCACUUUAGAUCCAGGUUUUUACUUACUAUAUAUAUCUACAGUCACCUUGACUAGUUUUAUCACAAGUUGUCUGUUUCAAGUUGUAGUUACCGGUUGUCUCCACUAGAUGUCGACAUUGUAUAAUAGGAAGGCGAUAGGCAAGCGAACGGUGUGAAGCACCAUAACUGGUCGCUAGUUUUUUUGGAAGCGAGAUUGUGGGAAUUCAUCAUCAAAAGAAACUUAAAAAAACGACUUCCAUUUGAAUCGUUAAUUUUGACGUACUCAUUCUUGAAAAUGCGUUUACAUACGAAUACAAUGGAUGAAGAUUAAAGGAAGAACAAAAAUGACAGAGAGAAAGACUCGUUUUCUACCACUAAACAAGACACUGAUCAAGUGUAGUGGAAGCUGCUGUUUUCUGGGCUCUCUCUGGGUUGCCCACCUAUCAUGAGUUUCUCCUUUGUGUGAAAUGGACGUGUGUUUGACAUUCAACUGGUUUGACCUGCAUGUUCUGUCUCGCUGCCAUCUUCAUUAAACAUUAAACAGUUCAUGUAAUUGUAAUAUCUACACUAAUGCUUCAUUGUACCAAAUAAAACACAUUUGGUUUUUGGA
Synchiropus splendidus (mandarinfish) is the source of this 3435-nucleotide messenger RNA. RefSeq names its product solute carrier family 2, facilitated glucose transporter member 1-like. Gene Ontology annotation, biological process: response to insulin; monosaccharide transmembrane transport. Gene Ontology annotation, cellular component: basolateral plasma membrane; apical plasma membrane. The record is from RefSeq and is a predicted model, not a curated record. The transcript has 13 exons. Lineage: Eukaryota; Metazoa; Chordata; Actinopteri; Syngnathiformes; Callionymidae. Bases 744 to 2213 code for a protein of 489 amino acids. Gene Ontology annotation, molecular function: hexose transmembrane transporter activity.